Messenger RNA from Nilaparvata lugens (brown planthopper), 1047 nucleotides. RefSeq names its product iron-sulfur cluster co-chaperone protein HscB (gene Hsc20). Gene Ontology annotation, molecular function: ATPase activator activity; protein-folding chaperone binding. NCBI's taxonomy places the organism in Eukaryota, Metazoa, Arthropoda, Insecta, Hemiptera, Delphacidae. The record is from RefSeq and is a predicted model, not a curated record. The transcript is spliced from 3 exons. Gene Ontology annotation, biological process: protein complex oligomerization; [2Fe-2S] cluster assembly. Bases 218 to 1003 code for a protein of 261 amino acids. Gene Ontology annotation, cellular component: mitochondrion.
AUAACUGGUCUAAGGUUUCAUUCAGUACUGAAUCCUGAGAAACUGAAAUCCUCCCAGCUGAUUUUAUAAGCAGCUGUUUCCUUUCAAUUUGUAUAACCUCAAAAUACUUGUGUGUUUAUUUAACCAUUUAACGUUUAUUUGUAAUUUGAGUGUUUAUUUUCGAUUACUGUCAUGGAUUAGAUUUCAAGUAGCUAAACCUGAUCCAAUCUUCUUCACCAUGAGUUUGAUAAAUACUAAUCUUUUCAAAAAUAAUAUUCUGGUUUCAAAAGCGUGUCGUCAUUUAUAUCAGAAACAUGUUUGGAGGGAUGUAUGGGGCUAUGAACAAAUGCAAUUCAAUGACAAAUACAAUAUUCUCCGGAUAGUUCCCAAUCCAGUUGAAGUUAGAGUUAACUAUUCUAACAAUAACUUGAAACGUUGCUGGAAAUGUGGCAGUUCCGUUAUGAAUCAUAAUUUAUUUUGUGAUAAAUGUAAUUGUAUCCAAGGACCCAACAAAGAAAGUAACUAUUUUGAUUUGUUGGAUGUAAGCUCAUCUUUCGAUGUUAGAAAUGAUGAGCUUUCUAGGAAUUACAGAAAACUGCAGUCUGUCCUCCAUCCAGAUAAAUUUGGUAAUAAAAGUGAGAAGGAAAAAAGUAUUUCCGAAGAAUAUUCGUCGUUAAUCAAUAAAGCUUACAAUACUCUUCAAAAUCCCCUGGAUCGUGGUCUGUACAUGUUGAAGCUGAAGGGCCUGUCAAUCGAGGAAGAAAAUACUGAUCUCGAUAAAGAAUUUUUAAUGGAAAUGAUGGAACGGAAUGAGGCUCUGGAAGAAGCGACGCAGCCCAAGCAAAUUAUCCAAUUAGAUGCAGAGAAUAAGAAAUGCAUUGGAUCAUUAGUUGCAGAACUGUCUGCUGCAUUUGAAAGGAAAGAUUUGAAUACAGCCAUUAAAAUUGUUUCCAAACUCAAAUACUUCACAAGUAUAGAUUCGAAGAUUAAGGUGUUGAAACAUAAACAAGGUAUUUCUAGUUGAAAAAACGUUUCUGUAAAUAAAAUAGAUUAUUUAAUUUUUUGAAA